AUGCACAAGAUUCUUAGUCGAGUUUCUUUCUUAGCUUUAUUGAUAAGUAUCGAUGUUACCAUUGAUGGAUCGUGUGACAUAUUUUUCUAUAAUAAAUGUCCAUUGCCACCGGUGACAGUCAACGUAAAUGUUGCGCAAUUUUGUUACGAAGCCAAGAAACAUGUUGAUUGUGUCAAUAGACGUUUGGAAAAUUGUACAGAAGUUCAAGAAUAUGGGCCUGCUUUAGAAACACUCAAAUCAACAUUCAAAGUAUAUCUAACUCAAGCUACGUCGCAUGGUUGUCACAACCUUUACGAUCAAAUACGUAUUCCACGACGACUUCCACGUACACGACGAUCAACCACACGGAAACCUCGUAAACGUAAAUCAAAAAAACAUCGAACGACGAUAGCUGUCGAAUAUCAUUGCCGGAAAAAGCUUGUUAUAGAUUCAUGCGGACAUUGGAGUCAACCGUUGGCAAGACUUAACCGAACAGUAUGCCAUUAUGCAUAUGAAUAUAUGCAGUGUUUAGCACCAUUGAAGCUCAAAUGCCAAAAUAUGUUUGCUAAUGACGAAGACAUUCAUCAAAUACAGACAUUUCUACACAAAUGUUAUCAAAUAUUGACUAAAUCAUCGAAAAAUCAUAUGGAAUGUUUAACGUCCAACUUGACUUUCAUCGUAUCAAGUUUAUUAACUUAUAUUUUUAUGUGA
Molecule: messenger RNA, 690 nt
Organism: Adineta ricciae
Lineage: Eukaryota; Metazoa; Rotifera; Eurotatoria; Adinetida; Adinetidae
Source: the annotation of a GenBank genome assembly